This is a messenger RNA of Leucoraja erinaceus (little skate), 3655 nucleotides long. RefSeq names its product glycine receptor subunit alpha-3-like. Gene Ontology annotation, molecular function: transmembrane signaling receptor activity; chloride channel activity; transmitter-gated monoatomic ion channel activity. Gene Ontology annotation, cellular component: plasma membrane; synapse; neuron projection. The transcript has 9 exons. Gene Ontology annotation, biological process: regulation of membrane potential; chloride transmembrane transport; chemical synaptic transmission. The record is from RefSeq and is a predicted model, not a curated record. Lineage: Eukaryota; Metazoa; Chordata; Chondrichthyes; Rajiformes; Rajidae. The coding region runs from base 1 to 1527 and encodes 508 amino acids.
AUGGCGGUGAUGAUUACCCAAAAGGCCGUGCUCCCCAGAAAGUGCCCUGGACACAGCAUUUGUGGAUCUGCCUCUGUGGCCAGCACGCAAAUAGUCGCCUGUGUUGGGCGCUAUCUUGGAAGCAGAUUUACGUUAAACUUUCCUUACGUAAGUGUUGAUGAAACGUACUCCUUUGAUAAACCAGUGUGUGCUUGCAGUGAAACAUUUGCCUCAAUAGUUUUAACCACAUUUCAGGUUUAUGUGUCUGCUUUCAGCUUGGUGGCGACCAAGGAAAUAGAAGGUUCUAGAACUCGUACGGUAACAAUGUCUCCGUCUGACUUCCUGGACAAACUGAUGGGAAGGACUUCAGGAUAUGAUGCAAGGAUCAGACCCAACUUUAAAGGCCCUCCUGUCAAUGUCACCUGCAACAUAUUUAUCAACAGCUUUGGCUCAAUUGCAGAGACAACCAUGGAUUACCGGCUGAACAUUUUUCUGCGGCAGCAGUGGAAUGACCCACGCCUGGCAUACAGCGAGUACCCUGACGAUUCUCUCGACUUGGACCCAUCCAUGCUGGACUCCAUUUGGAAACCAGAUUUAUUCUUUGCAAACGAGAAAGGUGCCAACUUCCAUGAGGUGACGACGGACAACAAAUUGCUGCGAAUCUUUAAGAACGGGGUUGUCCUCUAUUCAAUAAGAUUGACCUUGAUUCUUUCCUGUCCUAUGGAUCUGAAAAACUUCCCGAUGGAUGUCCAAACCUGCAUAAUGCAAUUGGAGAGCUUCGGCUACACGAUGAAUGAUCUUAUCUUUGAAUGGCAAGAAAAUGGACCGGUACAGGUUGGUGAAGGACUCACCUUGCCACAGUUUCUCCUUAAAGAAGAGAAAGAUCUCCGAUACUGCACCAAGUAUUACAAUACAGGAAAAUUCACGUGUAUUGAAGUGCGAUUCCACCUCGAGAGACAAAUGGGUUAUUAUCUGAUUCAGAUGUACAUUCCCAGUCUUCUGAUUGUGAUUCUCUCUUGGGUGUCGUUUUGGAUCAAUAUGGACGCGGCCCCUGCAAGAGUGGCUUUGGGUAUAACAACAGUGUUGACCAUGACCACACAGAGCUCUGGAUCCCGAGCUUCACUCCCUAAGGUGUCCUAUGUGAAGGCGAUUGAUAUCUGGAUGGCUGUUUGCCUGCUGUUUGUGUUUUCUGCCCUGCUGGAAUACGCUGCCGUUAAUUUUGUGUCAAGACAACACAAAGAGCUUCUGCGGCUUCAGAGGCGGAAGCGGAAGCACAAUGAGGUGAGAGAAAGUCGCUUCAGCUUCACCGCCUACGGGGUGGGACCGUGUCUCCAAUCAAAAGAUGGAGUCACUCCAAAAGGUGCCAUUAGCACGCCGCAGCCUGCGCCAAAAGGUCACGAUGACAUGAGGAAACUCUUCAUCGACAGAGCCAAGAAGAUCGACACGGUAGCGCGGGCUGGUUUCCCUUUAGCCUUUUUAAUCUUCAACAUUAUGUACUGGAUCAUCUACAAAAUUGUCAGACAUGAGGACUUCCACCAGCAACAAUAGUCCCAGGCCUCGACGAGACAUCGUCGGAAGCGGAAAGGAAUGGCAGCGUGAUAGAUAAUCCAUUAGGCCAGGGAAUUCAUCUUUAACACAUUGAACAGUGGUAUUGGAAGAAAUUAUGCAAAUCUAAAGAGAAACCUAAAUGAAUAAGAAUAGUCAUCCAGCGCUUUCUGCAUUUUCACAUCACAUGGAAUACUUGAGGAAGGGAUUAUUUACCUGAGCUGAACAACACUGGCAAGGGAAAACACUGGCAGGAAUAAUAAUUAUUUAAUAGCUCUGUCCUAUUUUCUGUUUUUUAUCUGAUUGCUUCCAGUUUGGAGACAGUAAUAAUAAAACAAAAAAUGACUGCGGAACGCAUGUGAGAGGACCAUUCUGGGAAAGGAAGUCCUGACAGAGAGAGAGUGCAGGUAAUUGCAACUCACGGCUCAUCUUUGCGUUGGGCCGUUCUUUAAUCCGACUCAAACAAAGGGGGAUAAAGUAGUGGAUCAGUUCACCACCCCAAUUCCACCCCCUGUGAGAAUUAUCCUUUGUCAGAUGCUGUGAAUAUUCCUCACCCCACGAGUUAUAGAAACAUAGAACAUAGGUGCAGGACGAGGCCAUUUGGCCCUUUGAGAAUCACAGCACCGCCAUUCAUUGUGAUCAUGGCUGAUCCACAAUCAGUAAGUAACCCAUGCCUGCCUUCUCCUCACAACCCUUGAUUCUGCUGGCCCCUAGAGCUCUAUAUAACUCUCUUUUAAAUUCAUCCAGUGAAUUGGUUUCCACUGCCUUCUGUGGCAGAGAAUUCCACAAAUUAACACACUCUGGGUGAAAAAGUUUUAUCUCAUCUCGGCUUUCCCUUUAUUCUUAGACUGUGGCCCCUGGUUCUGGACUCCAUCAACAUUGGGAACGUUUUUCCGGCAUCUAGCUUGUCCAGUCCUUUUAUAACGUUAUAUGUCAGUGUAGGUUCACUGAUGUCGGGCAGGAAGGUGAAAGGCAAUGGUGGAAUUGAGCAACCUUCAGGAGUUUGGAACAAUAAGCGGAGAUCUCGCUGAGGUGUGCAAGAUCGCGAGAGAAAUUGACAAGGGCGACACAAUUAAGCUGUUUCCUUCCUCUCAGGGUGUCAGGGAUUAUGGGGAGAAGGCAGGAUAAUGGGGUUAGGAGGGAGAGCUAGAUCAGCCAUGAUUGAAUGGCGGAGUAGACUGGAUGUGUCGAAUGGUCUAAUUCUGCUCCUAUCACUUAUGACCUUAUGACAUCUAGAAAAUCCAGAACAAGGUACAAGAUCUCGGAAUAAGGAAUCAGCCGUGUAAGAUUGAGAUGAAGAGAAGGCUGUGAGGUACAUUGAAAAGCUUCAGUUGCGUGCUAACCAGUCAACGGAAGGACAAAACAUUGUUACAAUGUGACCUUAGUGCAAGAGGUACAGGGUUUGUGGAGUGGAUGUGACAGGGGGAGGAUAGAUUCGCUGAACAUAUUUUCCUGAAUGGUACCUUCAGAAAAAUGCAUUUAAUUUUGAGAUAGUUGGUAUGUGUAAGGAGGCCCGUAUGGAAAAGCACUCCCUGUGAUGGUGUUGUGAAAAUGCUGGAAGGAAUCUAAUAGCGUCUGAUGGCGCAAGGCAAAUUUUCAGCCUCUCCAUUGGAAGCACCAGCACUAAUAUCUUACAGCUUUGCUGCUUUACUACUACAGCGAUGGAGUUUUCUUUUGUGCAGGGUGCAUUGCAUGCCGUAACUGUGUGAUACAUUCAGUGACUCCGACGGCUCCGUCUGCACCAUCUGCGGCCCAGAUUAAAAUAGACAAUGAAACUAGGUGACGCCAGACUGUUCCCCAUUUCCAGCGCUUCCACUCAGCAUCCUUAUAGGCGGCAACAGGGAUGUGAUCGGCAAACACAUUCAAUCCACUCCACCCCUAGCUCCUCGACGCAAGCCCACGCCGCCAUUUCUCCAACCAAGGAAGCUAAAGGGCCUGUCCCACUUAGUCGGCUGCCAGGAACUAGUUUUAAUGGGAUUCACCUACGACAUCUGGGGACAACAUACGACAGCACCUACGACAACCUACGACAACAUCUACGUCAACUUACGACAACCUACAACAAGCAAAAAUUGUCGCCACUGUCACCAAAACAUUUUCAACAUGUUGAAAAUUUUGCCGCAGUCGCCUA